CCGUCCAUAACUAUUCCACGUAUAUAUGGCGACUCUUUUUUCUCGCUUGGAAAUGAAAUGCACCGACGCUUGAUAAAUAGAAUAAGUGUAAUUAAACCCAUACGGCUUGUUUAAUACUAGUAGAUGGGAAUUAACUAAGAGUUUUGGAAAUUUUUUGUGCAGUUUAAUAUAUUUAUAAUGUGAUUUAAUAAGUAACACUUUUAUUGCGUUUGUUUGAUUUAUUUAUCAACACAUUAGGUUAUAUUCAAUCCGAAUUAAGAGAAGAUAAAUAAAAUUUAACACAAAAUGGAAGCUGUAGAAGAAGUUUCAGCGUCUGAUGCAGCUCCGUGUGUUACAAAAUCCGAAGACAGCGAUGUUGUCGCUAAAGACUCUAAUGAGGUUUGUACGUCAAAUGGGGUUGAAUCCGCCGGAAAAAAUGAGGAAGCGCAUUCGGAUGUGAAUAACACUGAGAAAAUUUCUAGUGACACGGUAAAUGAUUUAGAAGCUAAAGCUAACGAUAUACAUUGUAAUGACAUUUUGGUCUCAGAAAGCAUCCCACCCAUGGAACACGAUGUAGAAGUAGAAGAAGUUCAUAAUAAAGACAUAGUUAUCCAAGAAAAUAUUGAAGAAGUUGAAACAGUCGAGACUGUUGUAACUGAAGUAAUUGUAGAUGAUACUGAGGCCGAAUCUGAACCAAGCAAACAAGAGGUUGUAUCAGAAGCUGUAGAAGAAGUGGUAAUCCCGACCAAUUCGGAAGAAGUGAAAUUCGAAACAGAAAUACUUAUUGAAGAAAAUGAUUUUAAUGAAAAUGUAUUGACUAAUAAUGAAGAAAUUGAUUCCUCAACUUACAUUUUAAAUGACUUGGCACCAAAUAUUGAAUUAAGUGAAGUAUUGAGAUCUUCGGAUGUUGCCGAUAACAGUGAAAAUAAUAAUAGCACAGACAAACAAGAAGUAUUUAAUAAGGAGGAGUUACUGGAUAUAUUAGAAGGGAAUGAUAUAAAUGAAGAAAAUGAUAAUACUGAGCCCUUGAAAAGUAAUUCAAAUAAAUUGUCCGAAGCUGAAAUAGCCUUAAAGCAGCUUUCAAAACUUAAACGGAGAAGAAAUAAAACCAAAGUAGUAGAAAAGGUAUCAAAGGCAAACGCAGUAAACAAUAAAUCUCAUAAAGUUGAAACUGAAGUUGUAUCAGAAAAUAAGCCACAACAGGAUGAUCAAAAGAAAAAUAUUGUCAAAGUGUUGGUUAUGGAUUGGGAAGAUGAGGAAACGGGUGAAGGCCAUCAGCCUAAUAACAUUGUUGAAGAAAGUGAAGCUUUGUUAAAAGAUACCGAAGAUGUUAAAAUAAGUCAGGACGAAGUUAUCAACCAGACUGGCAAUGAUGACCAAGUUACACAAGAUUCUUCAAUGGCAGAAGAUGCAUUACAGUCAUCUGAUAAAAAUGAAGAAAUCCCCCCUCGCAGACUGAGCAGAGUCAUAAAAAAGAAAGUAAUCUUUGAUCCUGACAACCCAGAUACAUUUACAAAAGGAAAAACUCCAGUUAAGAGCAAAGAGAUUUUUUGCAAUAAGGAUCAAACGCCAUCAAAGAAAUUAAAGCCUGACCCAAACAUUCAAAGGUCCAAGUCAAAGUCCCCUCUGUCUAAACUGCAGUGGAAAAAACCAUCUCCUAAAAACAAUAAGCAAAAUAAAAGAUUAUCAGAAGUAGACAAAUUACUUAUGGACGAAGGGGCAGUGAACAUGAUAUACCAAUUGACUCCCGAAGCAACCAAAGGAAAGAAGAAUAUGAAAACUAAAGCCGAAUUUAUAAAAAAACUUCAGAGCUCCACACCAGAGGGCAAGGAAAUGAAGUUUAGAGAAAGAAAAAAGGAGUUCAUUAAGUACGAAGACGGAGAACCAAAGAGAAUCCUCAGCGGCAAACAAAGAGCGUCCUUGAGCAGCUCGGUCAAGUCUCCCGCCAGCGAGGAUUUCGAAACACAUAGUGCAGACGACUCCAUUAUAUACAGACGUCACUCAUCAAGUUCAUAUUCCAGUAGCUGUAUGAGUCCCCGACGCCUCAGUGAUGUUGAAGGAGGCAGUACAAACAGUAAUACACGAUUGUCACAGCAGUCAACAUCCACAGAGAGUCCGGCUGACAUUAAAACAAAUAGCAACGUAGAACACGAGGGACAGCCACCGAGAGACAUGUUCAAUCCUGAGUCAGACAAUACGCCGGCUAGUGAAAUAAUAAACAAAAGUGAUUGCCUGUCAAUUAAAGAGAAGUUAAAUUCAAAACUGAGUUUAGCCCUCAACAAACGGAAAAGGGAAGCCUCUAAGAGUGAGAAACCGGCGAAACAGAAAAAGAUAGUGAAAACAGCCGAACAAAGAGAUAACGUACUCGUUGUACCAAAAGAGGAAAUCGAUAAAUUUAAUUUCGUAUCGAUCACGCUCGAUCAAAGAUUAGCUGUUAUAAACGUCCAGAACACAGGGGACAAAAUCGGGGUUGAGGUUUUGAAAGAGUUGGAGAUGGCUUUGAACUAUAUAGACAAAAGAAAAGACAUAUCAAUCACUAUGUUCUCAUCUCAUUGUGGAACCGUCUGCUCCUUGCUUGACCUGGCGCUGCUGGUGAAUGAGAACAAAGAAAUCAGGGUUCAUCACGCUACAGAAUUAGCCGAAACUAUUAAAGGCCUGCUGAGCUCCGCGGCCCGCCACAGUAAGUUGGUCUGGUGCGGCGUGGCGGGCGCUUGUUCCGGGCUGUCUUUGUCCCUGGCCGCUCUCAGCGACGUGUCCGUGGCGGCUGAGGACGCGAUCUUCGCCCUCACCGGCGCCGGCUCCUCUCCCCUACUUCCUGGGGCCGCUGUCCUCACCUCGCGAUGUCAACUAUCGCAGGCGCUUGUGAACGACUUGUUCAUAUUCGGCCGUCGCCUGACAGCGUCGGAGGCGGUGGCGGGCGGUCUGAUAAGUCGCACCUUGUACCCGGACAGACUCGACGAGCAGAUGCUGAACAUAGCCAAAGACGUGGCGGCGCAGCCGGUGCAGAAUGUGUUAUUGAAGAAAAGACUUUUAAAUUUGAGGAACAAUAAUACAGCUGAAGGUGCUUUUCUCUCGAGUCUGGAGUCCGAGCGAGAGCUUUUCGUGGAACACUGGACGUCCGUGGAAGGCCAGGAGUCGCUCCGGGCCGGUCUGGACGCCGCCUAAUAUUAUGUAUUUUGUAUUAAUUUAACACCAAACAAGAAUUACUGUCUACAACAUACGCGUGUAUUUUUUUUCUUAAUAUUGAAUGGUUCGACUGUUGAUUAUCAUGUAUUGUAAAUAAUGAAUUUUUUAUAUCAGAUUGAAUUAUCGAAUGUUAGAUAUUGAUUAUUGAAUUUACAAUAUAUAGUGUUAACGGUGGAAGGGAAUUUAAAUAACGACUUAAAUGUUACGUCGGUUAGUUGGUGUGUGGCCGCCACCGCCGCCUGCCGAGGACUGUUAGUUAAAUUGUUAGCGUUAGUGAAGGUCGCCGAGAUCUAACUGAGGAUGUGCGGCAUGUGGCGCGUGGCGUGUGGCGUGUGGCGUGAGUGUCUUAGAUGUAAGCCGCAUUUAAGAGUGUUGUUUUAUUUUUGUCUGAUUGUAACUUAAUCUCACACAACACUAGCCACGGAGUUUAUUCAUUGACCUUACAUUAGUUGAGUAACGAACGGUAUAUUAUUAUAUACUAUAGUUUUAGGUUGAAAGACUGUUAUUUCGGUAUAUUUUUCAUUUCAAAAAGUCGACCACCGUUCUCUGGUUAGUUCAGAGGGCGGCUCCUUGUUAUAUUUAAGUCUAUAGACUUUACUAUCAAUAUAAAAUGUUACAAUUUAAAUUGUUUAUGUCUUUGUUUUGGAUGUUUGAGUUUAUCUUAUAAUCUAGAUUUUUUUUUUUUCAAUUUUCAGCCAAAGUUCUCCAUUGAGCUAUCGCAUCAAUGUCGUGGCGAUCGGUGUGUAAAUGAUUCUUAUAGGUGCAAUUCAUUCCUUUUGUUUUAAAAAAGUCCUCGUUUUAUCGAAAACGUAAUGUAUUUCCUUUCGAAUCGGUUACAAUUUACUUAGUUAUAGAUAAAAUUAAGUUAUUUACAUUUAAGUAUAGCAAUACCUAAUUGUUUUUUAAGAAAAUAAAGUGCCUUUAAUAGUACUUGUAUCUUUGAAAUUUAAACAUCUGGUUUAUCGACCCAAAGCGGUGUUUUGUAUGUGUAUCUCAAUUUUUUAUGUAUUUUAAUUUCAACAUUUAAAUGAAGCUAUAGUAGUAUAACUUAUACUAAUAAAGUUGAAAUUAUAAAUCUAUUAUCGUAACUCCUUAGCAAUCUAUUGAUACUCUCCUCAAGUACAAGUGAGAUAUACAUUAUAUGAGAGCGAUUAAUUUAGAGCCAUAGCUAAUGUUACUUCUACUCUGCUAGAGCCAUUAUAUAAGCAUGAAGAUGUACGGGGACUUGUAUCAGCAUAAUCUUUUUUUUCUCUGGCAACUCCGAAACAUUAAUUUUUAUGUUUUUUCUCUCCUGAGUUUAUUUUCCCAGUUCACUGUCAUUCAUUCAAUUUCAAUGAACAGCAUCACUCAUGUGUUCCAUCUCUCAGGUCAAGUACGGGCUAGGAAAAAUUGAAAUAAGUAUUUUUCUAAUGCACAAUUUACACAUGUUGACAUAGUUAUCAAUAUUUAUAUAUAUAUCAUCAAAAUAUAUGUAGAGUAUAAAAUAAAGAACAUAAUAUAUC
Danaus plexippus (monarch butterfly) is the source of this 4667-nucleotide messenger RNA. RefSeq lists its product as uncharacterized. NCBI's taxonomy places the organism in Eukaryota, Metazoa, Arthropoda, Insecta, Lepidoptera, Nymphalidae. Bases 286 to 3144 code for a protein of 952 amino acids. The record is from RefSeq and is a predicted model, not a curated record. The transcript is spliced from 5 exons.